UAGAAAAGUGCGUGGAUGCCGGCAGCAGCAAUGAGUCCUUGGAGACGCCGGCGGGUCGGCGUCGCCGAGGAGCGGCUGUCGCUGCUGCUCCUGCUGCUGCUGCUGGCGGCUUCUUUGCAGAUGUAUUGCUGGUCUUGAACAUUAUUCCAUUUGAAAGCACCAGGGAGGGUCAAUCACCAGGAUGUCCAAGCAUAAACUUAUUAUGUUGAGACAUGGGGAGGGUGCUUGGAAUAAGGAGAACCGAUUUUGCAGCUGGGUAGAUCAGAAACUAAACAGUGAAGGACUGGAGGAAGCUCGGAACUGUGGGAAGCAACUCAAGGCACUGAACUUUGAGUUUGAUCUUGUGUUCACAUCUAUCCUGAAUCGAUCCAUCCACACAGCCUGGCUGAUCCUGGAAGAGCUGGGGCAGGAAUGGGUUCCUGUGGAAAGCUCCUGGCGUCUGAACGAGCGUCAUUAUGGAGCCUUGAUUGGGCUCAAUAGGGAGAAAAUGGCAUUGAAUCACGGUGAAGAGCAAGUGAGGCUCUGGAGAAGAAGCUACAAUGUGACUCCACCUCCCAUUGAGGAAUCCCAUCCCUACUACCAUGAAAUCUACAGUGACCGGCGGUACAAAGUCUGCGAUGUACCCUUGGAGCAACUGCCACGAUCUGAAAGCUUGAAGGAUGUUCUGGAGAGACUCCUUCCCUAUUGGAAUGAAAGGAUUGCUCCAGAAGUGCUGAAAGGCAAAACCGUUCUGAUAUCUGCUCAUGGGAACAGCAGUAGAGCCCUCUUGAAACAUCUGGAAGGUAUCUCGGACGAAGACAUCAUCAAAAUCACUCUUCCCACUGGAGUCCCAAUUCUGUUGGAGCUGGAUGAGAACCUGCAUGCUGUUGGGCCUCACCAGUUCCUGGGUGACCAAGAAGCCAUCCAGGCUGCCAUUAAGAAAGUGGAGGAUCAAGGAAAAGUGAAAAAAGCCCCACAAUAAAGUCCUUUGCAGUUCUGGCGAGGGACAGACGCCAAAGGAGUGGCAUGCAAUGUGUUCUGGGUGCUGAUAUAUAUUGAUAUAUAUAUAUAUUUUUUUCUCUUUCUCUUUCCUGAUCAUCUGCAUCUUCCCUGGGCUAGGUCAUGCGGUACUGUUGGUGCAGGUAGCAAGGUAACUUAACUAGGCCCAGAAAGGCCUCUAGGAUGCCUAAGUGCUUAUGCCAUAAGCCUUAGGAGUUAGCUUUCCUCAUCAAAUCAAGUAACCAGUAGGGUUUAAUCAAGGUUGUUUUGUUAGUGUCUGAGAUGGGAAAGUAAGAAGUAGAGAUGGUUUAAGGUAUUCAGUAGUUUAAUAAAUCAUCACUGAGUAAUUGACAGGCACUCUUCCAAAAAAAUCACUUUUUAAUAAUUAAGACUUUCUGAAAUGUUAAGUAUUUCUAGGUAAUGCACUAUGCAUUAAUAUUUAUUUCUGAUCUUUUCCUCUCAGAAAAGGGAUGCUUUGCCCGUCAAAUGGGACAGCCCCAGAUGGGUCCCUUCAGGAAGGCCAGCCUCCCACCUGAAGAGCAGCGGCAAGGCCCGGUAGCCUCUGUUAGUGCAGAGUUAUCUUUGGUUUGACAUUCAGUAGAAUUCCUCUUUGGCCCUUAGAGUAAAAAGAAUAUAGACAGCUAUGGGUGUUUAUGUUUGCUUUCUGUUUUGUUUUUGGUGGGCUGUUUUUUUUUUUUUUUACUUUGAUCUUUGGGUACUUACAGUUGAUUGCAAAUAAAAUUCUGUAACAAAAAAAAUGACAUUACCAAGAUA
This is a messenger RNA of Perognathus longimembris pacificus (Pacific pocket mouse), 1752 nucleotides long. RefSeq names its product bisphosphoglycerate mutase (gene Bpgm). NCBI's taxonomy places the organism in Eukaryota, Metazoa, Chordata, Mammalia, Rodentia, Heteromyidae. The coding region runs from base 182 to 961 and encodes 259 amino acids. Gene Ontology annotation, biological process: glycolytic process. The record is from RefSeq and is a predicted model, not a curated record. The transcript has 3 exons. Gene Ontology annotation, molecular function: intramolecular phosphotransferase activity.